CUAGGUGGGCGGGCGCGGUCCGCUGACUGACAGCUCGCGCGGACCGGCGUCUCGGAAGGACCCGGCUCUCCCGCCAGCUCUGUGGCUUCACCGCGGAUCCCGCCAGUGCCCACUCGCUCCCGGCUCCGCCAGCCGGUCGGCAUCCGUCGCGAUGCCUUAGGGCCACGUGAGCUGCCCCAGCGGACUCAUUCCUGGUGGCCAGCAGCUGUCAAGCAGCUCACGUGUGACACUCCUGGGAAUCCACUCCGCCAGCUCCUACCUGGCAUCCUUCUCAGCAGCCCACGCACGCCAUGGAGUCCUCAGAGGUCCCUGUGGGCUCGCUGAUUGACUUCGGGACCGAGCCAUCCGCCUCCUCGCCCCUGGAGGGGCUGCCACCAAAGCUGCAGGAUGGGGACAGCUCCCAGGGAGACGGUGCGUCAGAGAGUGAGACCACGGAGUCGGCGGACAGCGAGAACGACAUGGGCGAGUCGCCCUCACACCCGUCCUGGGACCAGUACCGCCGUUCCUCCUCCAACGACUCCUUCUCUUCCAACCAGAGCACAGAGUCGGCCAAGGAUGAGGAGGCCCUGGAGCUCAGGGAUUUCAUGCGCAGCUACGUGGAGAAGAUCUUCUCGGGAGGGGAGGACUUGGAGCAGGAGGAGAAAGCCAAAUUUGGGGAGUACUGCAGCAGUGAAAGUGGGAAAGGCCGGGAGUGGUUUGCUCGAUACGUGAGCGCCCAGCGCUGCAACUCCAAGUGUGUCUCCGAGCCCACCUUCUACCGCCUGGUGCAGUCUUUUGCUGUGGUCCUGUUCGAGUGUCACCAGAUGGAUGACUUUGGGCCUGCCAAGAACCUCAUGACCAUGUGCUUCACCUACUACCACAUCGGUAAACCGCACCUGCUCCCCUCAGAAUCCAAGGAGAAGCCCGCAGGGAGCAUUGACUCCUACUUGAAAUCCGCCAACAGCUGGUUAGCGGAGAAGAAGGACAUUGCCGAGCGGCUGCUGAAGAACACAUCGGCCAAGACGGAGAACGUCAAGGGUUUCUUCGGGGGGCUGGAGACCAAGCUCAAGGCACCUCUGGUCAGGAAAAAUGAGGAGGAGGAGAGCAAGCCCAAGGACAAGCAGCAGAAGACUGUGACUGUCUGCAGCCCAGAAGAGGAAAGGAAGGGAGAGAAGAUCUACCUGUACACGCACCUGAAGCAGCAGCCCAUCUGGCACACGCUGAGGUUCUGGAAUGCGGCCUUUUUCGAUGCUGUCCACUGUGAGAGGAGAAAGCGGUCCCCCACGACCAGAGGGGAUGCUGGAGAGGAGGAGAAGAAGAGGGAGAAGUGGUGCCACAUGACCCAGGAGGAGCGUGAUGACAGCCUGAGGUUCAACGAGAACAUUACCUUCGGGCAACUGGGCACGUUCACGCACAACAUGCUGGCGUUUGGUCUGAGCAAGAAGCUGUGCAAUGACUUCCUGAAGAAGCAGGCUGUGAUCGGCAACCUGGAUGAAGAGCAAUAUAAGCUGCUGAGCGACCACAUCGAACAGAUGGCCACUGAGUAGGCCACCGGAGGGCGCCCAAGGCACCCCUUGGGAAGACUGAGGGUCACGCCCUCUCCUGGGCCAGCGCCUGGCUGUCACCCCAUCCGACGACCCUGCAUGACAUCCAUGACAUCGGCAGCACCUACAGCCUCUCCACGCUGCCCCAGAACUAGCAGUUCAAAGACUCCGAUGCCCGUUCUCCCCGCCUCCUCUCUGCCUGUGUCUGCUCCCCUAUCCACGUGCCAAAGUGUUCCUGGGAUUACAUGGCUAAAACGAGGUGACUGUCCAUACCCCCAAGUGUCAGGCCUGUGACAUAGGACUGAGGGAGGAGGAAGAAGGAGGCCCAGCUGGGGUGGGCACAGGGCAGGGUCUGCCUGCAGUCUCCUGCAGGAGAGGGUGGGGUGCCUGUGGGAAUAUGGAUGAGCGUACACACCAGUGACACGGGGCAGUCAUGGGUGAUGACGUGGGCCCUUUGUUUCAGGCGUGGGACGGGGCAGAGGGGGCAGUGGCCCCUCUCAGUGUCGGUCCACAGCUGGUGCUGGCCUUUUCCUGGCUCCCCCUCCAUAUGACAGGCACUAGUCACAGGAACCUCGAGGAGGAGCGAGACGCCUCCUAUUUUAGGGAGGGAGAGAGACUGGGGCAGAGGACAUGCCUUCCUGUGGGCAGAAGGCCUGGCCACAUGCAGGCUGUGAAGUGCCCUGGAGACAUCACUGUAUCAGUCACACCAGCACUGAGGUGUCUGUGUCAGGCGUCUGAACCGUUCCUGGGCAGCUGACAGCUUCGUUCUGAAGCAGAAAAAGCCCUGCCACUCACUCCCUGCGAGGAGCAUCAGGCUGUCUGUCCCAGAAAGCAGCACAGAAAAGUGUCUUCAGUAGCUGCAAGACAGCCACCCUUUCUAAAAGCAAACAGUGCUGCUCUUCAUUUCAAAAAAGGCAGGAAAAUCUGUUGGUGUUACAGACGCUGGGCCCAGGCGGCUCCUGGUGGCGGCUGUACUUGGCUCUUUGGCGGAGUGACUUCGGAGCGUGCUGGGCCCUGCGCUCCCUGGCAGCUUCGGGAAGGUGCCCUUACCUUCUGCAGCCUCAGCCCUUUGAGCUCUUCCCUGCAGACUCUGCACAGACCCUCCUCAUCUCACUUCCAGAGGCUGGGAAGCGUGGCUCUCCUCCCUGGCUUGGUACCAGCUUGAGGGCACUGAAGUCUGACCCCCAAGCAUCCAGCAUGCUGGCUCCUCUGCUGGGAAUAUUUCAGCCUGGUUUCCUCGGCCUCCUGCCCAUCACUCUCGGGCCCUGACCUUGACAUAGGCCUGUGGGGCUCUCUUUUCUCCCUUCGUUCGCCCAUCCUGUUUUCCCUACUACCUCCUCCGACUUGCAAUCACGUUACCUUGCUGUUUUUUCUUGAGCGUAACAAAUACACACCUGAUCGUCGCUUACCCAGCCACUGCUCAGAAGGGUUCCCUGCUAGAAUGCAUGCCUCCCUAGAAUGUUCCAGAGAAGAGCUGGCAUUGGUUGAGCCAUUGAAUACACAUCGGGGUAAUCAUAAGAGAGGCGCCGUGAAACAUGGUCUGUUCUGAGCGUGUGGUGUGAACUGUUGCCCGGCAAAAGAGCUGGGGAGCGGGGCUUCAGAAACCUGGCUUGUUUUCUGAUGGCAGCGUGUGUGUGUGUGUGUGUGUGUGUGUGUGUGUGUGUGAGAGAGAGAGAGAGAGAGAGAGAAAGAGACGUCAGCCUCGCUGGUGAUGUCACUAUACAGAAAGCACUGGCCUGUUGCCAGUUUGCUUGCCACGCCAGGGCCGGUCACACAGGCUGUGUCGUGAGCCCCCAGCCCCACUGUUGGGGCCCCAUGACGGUGCAUGUCUCUACUGAAUACACAUUGAUGAGCGUGUGGCCCCCCCAAUGCCUCCUUCAGAUAAUGCGUCCCCCCUUUAAAUGUUCAACCGUGACCCCAAUGUGCUGUGCUCCUUUCCCCCCCCUAACAUCGGGGCCACACCGAGCGGCUUGUUCGAGGCCCUCACGGGGCUACUGUAGAGCCCCUCCCUUUAGCUUGCUUUUGUCGGCUUUAGUGUUCAUUUCUCAGUAGUUGGUGGAAAUGCAUUAAGACUUCGAAAUGCCCAAAAGAUUUAUCCUUGCAUAUCUAAGAUUCUUGUGUAGAAGUUUGGAUUCAGUCUGAUUUCCAGAGGAAGAAAAGUAGAUUCCAGGGGUGCUGGUGGGCAGGGGGGUAGCACACAGGCUUUGGAAGGAAAUGCAGCUUCAACUUCUUUGGGCUUUUUCAAGCACUUUAACCUCACACAUGAUCUGGAGACCUUUUUUUUUUUUUUUUUUAAUAAACCUCUUGAGAUAGCAGUUGAAGGUGGAAGCAAGGGUUGCUUUGGUUUUUCCCCUCACUCCUUGUGCUCCUAAGUCCAGCUCCUCAGGGUAGAGUACGUGUGACCCAGAGGAACUGCCUGCCAUGCUCAGCCCCACACGGGGACGCUGGCAGGGUCAGCGGGCGCCUUGGUGUGACCAGUGCAGGGGGCUCGGUGGCUGCCUGUUUCCUGUUGGCAGCUGCCUGGGGCUGAGCAUUUCAUCGUGGAGUGUGUCUGGCCCGUGUCACCUGGAGAAGCACAGCAUUCCUGGCAGGGGGCUGGCAGCUGGCCUCACUGAUACUCCCUCUCCCCUCCCUGUGACAUUCUCUUCCCUCCGCCUGGUCAGAGCAGACACAAGACACACCCUCUGAGGUACCAGCCAGCAUGGGGAGCUGGUGACCCAGUGCACACACAGGAUGCUUUGGUCAGAGAGAGCUCUGGUAGCCCUUCCUAUCGACUCAGGAACCUUACUCAGUGCAGGAAGCACAGAGCAUAUCCAAGAAGGGACUUUCCAGGACCAGCAGGUGGCGUGUCCCAAGCUGGGAGCUUUGAAGGCCUGCCAUUAGCAGCGUCACUUCAGAUGUUCUGUCGUCGGUCCCUCAGGGCUGUGUGAAUCAGAGUGAGCCAAAGGACAGCUCACUCUCAAGGACAAAGUUCCCCGCUCAGAAAACGAGGUGAGGCUGAGACACGGCCUGAUGUGUUUUUAGCCUUUGUUAUAAUGUUAGCAAUAUCGAUGGAUCCAGAGGGGCCACGUUGCUAUUCAGAUAGCAUCUGCUGUGUGUGUGCGAAUGCGUGCGCGUUUAACCAAAGGCAGGGGAGCCAGAUUCUGAUAGUGUAAGUUAUUUGUACCGUGAAAUGGAGUAGACUUUGAUUUUCCUGUUGCCAAAAGACCAAAACAAAAAAAGUGGGCUGAGGCAUUCUUAAAGUACCAAAAGGAGGACUAGAAAGAGUCCACUUCCUGAAUUUUGUACCCAAAUGAAAGCCUGCAGUGUUCAGGUUAACCCAGCGAGCCGUGGUGGGUCUAGGAUAGAAGCCAGGGCGAGAAUCAGAAGCACCACCUUUGGGUCCUAUUCUCACCUCUCCACACUCAGUGAGACAGUGGGCUUCACGGUGUGGCAAGAAGGCACAGCUUGAGGUGUGCUUUUCCGGGACUAUUGUAUGUGGGUUCAUUUAUCAGCCGGGGCCCCUGGUAUUCCAGCCUCCUGAUGUAAAAGGUACAGCGUUCCCUCCACAGAGGAGGUUGUAAGAGGUUUCGUCUAACCCAGGUGUCUGGAACUGGAAGCCAGGGCCGCAAGCUGCAAGCCUGGUCUUCCUGCGUGUAACAGCACCCUAACCUUUGGCUUUUUAAUUAGGGAGCAUCCAGCUAGACCUGUGGUUAGGUCAGCUUGGUGACCAGUCACCUGAAACUUCAGACAACUGUGCAGUAGGGGGCUCAGUCCUUUGCCCAAAAUGAUGAGAACUCGGGAAGCGAGGGAAGGUAGGAGGGCUCAAGGCCCAGCCCCGACUGCUGGAGAUGGUGCCGUGAGCCGCCUCCCGCCACGCCCAGCGGUCUCAGGCUCGUCUCUUCUCUCAUCUUCCUCAACUGUAGACGAAGCUGCUGGGUGGAGGUCCCUACAGACCCUCAGCUCCGAGGGUUGGUCUUCUCGCCCCCUCCCGCCCCCACCCUGCCUUUCCGUUUUCCUUAACCAUUGCUCUUAUGACUCAGCCGUCUCACCCUGCUUUCCUGUAAAUCAUUUAUUCCUUUUUAUGAUUCUCAAGGCUGGGUUUUACUUGAAAAGCUUUCAGCCGAGUUUCACGGUAAAGGGAAGUUGUAUUGGUUGGAAGUGCCCCUAAUGGACUACUGUGCAAUGUUCAGACCCCCGACAGGAACAGGUUUUACUCAAGCCACACAGCCACAUGUCCCAGCACGUACGUCUUUGUUGCCAUGUGGCCGGGAAUGGGAAUGUGUUGGUUCUCCGGAGAACAAAUGGAUGAAUCAUUUCCAGAUGGUUCACAUUUAGCAGAUGCACUCAAAGCUCAGACCAAGGCAGGCUCUCGGGGGGGUGUGGGGGGCGGGGGGCUCAUUCUGGCCCUGGGUCUCCCUUGCCCAACCUGAGCCCAUGUGUCCUGCUCGUUAGGAGGGGUGGAAGGAACACCUCAGGAGCCAGCCUGCUUUGUUCCAUGAGUAACCUGGUGUUAGCCCGUGUCCCCAAGUUGGCCAGUCUGUCUGAGCUCUGAGCAGGGGGGUGAGUGGAGAGCUGAGGAGUGCACCCCCAGCCCUAGCUGGCUCCCCGGGAUUCAAGUGGAGCAGAGCUCCCAGUGCCUGUCCUUCGUUCCUAUUGGAAAGAGGGAUACGCAUCAUUUCCAGGAGAGUCAGAAUGUUCUAGGUUUGCCUAUUUUCCCGUCAUUUCCACAUACACAGCUCCCACCGGACAUCUGUGCCGUGGGGGAGAACCCAGAUCCUGUCUGAACCUGCAGAUUCCAGGCUUUGACAAGGCAAAGCCAGACCGGAGCGCCCCACCACCCCCACCCGGCACACACCCCUGGAGCUCCCUGCGCAGUGUUUGCACUUUAACUAGAAAGGACUAACCGGUAAAUCCCCUUUGACGUGUGGGUCAGUCCUAGAAUGGGACUGUGCCGAUUCUCUCCUUGGCCCUGGACGAUGUGCUUCUGGAAAGAGAAAGGGGAGUGCUCACCGGGCACCGUCUCCACAGAGGCUCUGACCCUGGUGGGGUGCCGAUCGCUCCUGUGCUGGAGACAGCAAGGCUUAGGGUCUCCUGCCCCCGAGGUCAGGAGCCAGCCUGGGGCCAUCGCUUCCUGUGGACGCCUUGAGAAAGACAAGCCAAAUGUCUGAAUACUAGGAAAUUCAAACAACAGACGUAGAUCCCCUUAAAAUAUGUAAAUGUGUUAGAACAUGGUCAGUCAGCCGCCUUUGUUGUAAACUGUGGCUUCUAUUGGGGUACAAUCUGUUUUCCCUUACACCCCAGUUUGUCUCAGACCUACACUUCGCAUUGCCACACGUGGACAUCACCUUUAGUAGCCCCAAAGUAGAGUUCAGUGGUGCAGGUCUUUUAUGUGUCUCAGUUAUGCAAUUUUGUGUCACAUCUGGUGAUGUCGUACAAACUGUAUUUUAAGGUUGAGAAAGUUUCAAGGUUGAGGAUCUCAGAACAGUGCUAAAAUCAAGCUGUUUCCUGUGAAGAAAAAAAAAAUAUAUAUAUAUAUGUCUAUAUAUAUAUCGCACCUCAGAUUGUCAGAAGGUGGAAAC
Molecule: messenger RNA, 7084 nt
Organism: Rhinolophus ferrumequinum (greater horseshoe bat)
Lineage: Eukaryota; Metazoa; Chordata; Mammalia; Chiroptera; Rhinolophidae
Product: KIAA0513 ortholog
Exons: 13
Coding region: 291-1526 (411 amino acids)
Source: RefSeq, a predicted model, not a curated record